Molecule: messenger RNA, 558 nt
Organism: Aphanomyces invadans
Lineage: Eukaryota; Oomycota; Saprolegniomycetes; Saprolegniales; Verrucalvaceae
Exons: 2
Coding region: 1-558 (185 amino acids)
Source: RefSeq, a predicted model, not a curated record
AUGGACAACGCCAAGUAUCAUAAGUGCUUACCGCAUGACACCCCCCGAUACGGCUGGUCCAAAGCCCGUCUUCAGAACGCGUGCAGAACCUACGGGAUCUCAUUCAACAGCAACGAUCCGAAGUGCACGUUGUGGACGUACCCGAGCAAACACAUUGAUGACAACGUGGUCCCUGUCGUCGUUGCGAUGCAAGUGCUCGAGGACACACCGUUGCUAUGGGCAAUCACCAAGGGUGAUGUCGGUCGUCAGUAUUGCGAGGCAACGAGCUUUCGAGACGUCCUUGAUCGCUUGAACAAGGCGUUUCUUGACGUGGCGCCUAGCACGAUUCACGGUUGUGUCACCACGUUCAAUCGGAGAUUGGCAGUGUUUCACACGUACCUUGGCCUUAAGGAAGUCGCAGCUGCGUCAGCUGAAAGUCUGGAAACAGCGAAUGAGCAAGGCGACCGUGAGAGAGGGGAAAAUGGCAGUACCAUGGACGAAGACAGCGCAAGUGACGGUAGCGACGACCAACACGGCGGCGACAGCACCGACAGUGGCGAUGGUGUUUGGCACCUGUAG